Molecule: messenger RNA, 1080 nt
Organism: Orbilia oligospora ATCC 24927
Lineage: Eukaryota; Fungi; Ascomycota; Orbiliomycetes; Orbiliales; Orbiliaceae
Exons: 3
Coding region: 1-1080 (359 amino acids)
Biological process (GO): regulation of transcription by RNA polymerase II; positive regulation of cyclin-dependent protein serine/threonine kinase activity; nucleotide-excision repair
Cellular component (GO): transcription factor TFIIH holo complex
Molecular function (GO): cyclin-dependent protein serine/threonine kinase activator activity
Source: RefSeq, a predicted model, not a curated record
AUGCCGUCGUUAACGACCUCGACCGCGGCGGCGAUCGCCCGUGCCCGUGAAAACGCCAUAAACCGUGGCGGCGACGCCGACGAGAUCUGUCCGGUCUGCAAAUCCUCCCGGUACCUAAAUCCCAACAUGCGAUUUCUAGUCAAUCCGGAAUGUUACCAUAAGAUGUGCGAGUCUUGUGUCGACAGAAUAUUCUCUCAAGGACCUUCGCAGUGUCCUGUCGUUGGAUGUGAUAAGAUUUUGAGGAAGCAAAAGUUUAGGAAACAGACCUUUGAGGAUAUCCAAGUCGAGAGAGAGGUUGAUGUUAGGAAAAGAAUUGCAAAGACCUUCAAUAAGCGCCAGGAGGACUUUCCGUCACUUAAGGAAUUUAAUGAUUACUUGGAAGAAGUGGAGACCGUCACAUUUAACUUGCUCAACAGUGUUGAUACCAAUGCCACUGAAGCUAAGAUCACAGCUUUCGAACAAUCGAACAAGUCAUCGAUCCUCCAGAAUGCCGCCAAGGCCGCACAAGAACAGCAGUUUGCAUUAGCACAAAGGGAAUUCGAGAAGGAACAUCAUAGAAAAGCAAGGGAACUUGAAAACGAGAUUGAAGCUUCGGAGAAACGUGAAAAGGCAGAACAUAAAGCAAACCUGCUCAAGGCCCUAGAGGCGGAUAACCCGGAUGCAGAAGUAGCAAAAGUGAACAAGCUGGCAAGAAAGAAGAGUUCGAUGAGAAGAGAGAAUCAGGAACGACGGGCACGAGAGCUAGAGGCCGCUAGGAAUGCGCCGGCAUUUCAGUUCAUGUCGAAUCUCAACCGGGUUGCAGAAGAGGCACCACCCGAGAAGUAUGACCCUGUUGAUGGAUUUGACGAAACGAAUCGGUACUUUAUGUAUCGAGAUAGAUAUGAGAGCCCCUGGUUGGAUGAUACACGUAACAACAAGACCGUGCUGGCCGGUGGUUACCUUUUACAACAGUAUUAUGAGAGAGCUGUGUUCGAAGCUUUCUCAGGGGUUGGAUGUUUCAUCGAGGACCCUGAUAUAGAGGCAGAAGAGGCAACUCCGCUAGGCUCUUUUGAUACGCCCAUGAUCGAUUCUACUGUGUAA